GGUCCGGGUUCGCUUGCCUCGUCAGCGUCCGCGUUUUUCCCGGCCCCCCCCAACCCCCCCGGACAGGACCCCCUUGAGCUCGUCCCUCAGCUGCCACCAUGAGCGACCAAGAUCACUCCAUGGAUGAAAUGACAGCUGUGGUGAAGAUUGAAAAAGGAGUUGGUGGCAAUAAUGGGGGCAGUGGUAAUGGUGGUGGUGCCUUUUCCCAGGCUCGAAGCAGCAGCACAGGCAGUAGCAGCAGUGGAGGAGGAGGAGGGCAGGAAUCCCAGCCAUCCCCUCUGGCUCUGCUGGCAGCAACUUGCAGCAGAAUUGAGUCACCCAAUGAAAACAGCAACAACUCCCAGGGCCCAAGCCAGUCAGGGGGCACAGGUGAGCUUGACCUCGCAGCCACACAGCUCUCACAGGGUGCCAAUGGCUGGCAGAUCAUCUCUUCCUCCUCUGGGGCUACCCCUACCUCAAAGGAACAGAGUGGCAGCAGUACCAAUGGCAGCAAUGGCAGUGAGUCUUCCAAGAACCGCACGGUCUCUGGUGGGCAGUAUGUUGUGGCUGCCACCUCCAAUUUACAGAACCAGCAAGUCCUGACAGGAUUACCUGGAGUGAUGCCUAAUAUUCAGUAUCAAGUAAUCCCACAGUUCCAGACCGUUGAUGGGCAGCAGCUGCAGUUCGCAGCCACUGGGGCCCAAGUGCAGCAGGAUGGUUCUGGUCAGAUACAGAUCAUACCAGGUGCAAACCAACAGAUCAUCACAAAUCGAGGAAGUGGAGGCAACAUCAUUGCUGCUAUGCCAAACCUACUCCAGCAGGCUGUUCCCCUCCAGGGCCUGACUAAUAAUGUACUCUCAGGACAGACGCAGUAUGUGACCAAUGUACCAGUGGCCCUGAAUGGGAAUAUCACCUUGCUACCUGUCAACAGCGUUUCUGCAGCUACCUUGACUCCUAGCUCUCAGGCAGUCACUAUCAGCAGCUCUGGGUCCCAGGAGAGUGGCUCACAGCCCUCCACCUCAGGGACUGCCAUCAGUUCUGCCAGUUUGGUAUCAUCACAAGCCAGUUCCAGCUCCUUUUUCACCAAUGCCAAUAGCUACUCAACAACCACAACCACCAGCAACAUGGGAAUUAUGAACUUUACCACCAGCGGAUCAGCAGGGACCAACUCUCAAGGGCAGACACCCCAGAGGGUCAGUGGGCUACAGGGGUCUGAUGCUCUAAACAUCCAGCAGAACCAGACAUCUGGAGGCUCUCUGCAAGCAAGUCAGCAAAAAGAGGGAGAGCAAAACCAGCAGACGCAGCAACAGCAACAAAUUCUUAUCCAGCCUCAGCUAGUUCAAGGGGGACAGGCUCUCCAGGCCCUUCAAGCGGCACCAUUGUCAGGGCAAACCUUUACAACCCAAGCUAUCUCCCAGGAAACCCUCCAGAAUCUCCAGCUUCAGGCUGUUCCAAACUCUGGCCCCAUCAUCAUCCGGACACCAACAGUGGGGCCCAAUGGACAGGUCAGUUGGCAGACUCUUCAGCUGCAGAAUCUCCAAGUUCAGAACCCACAGGCUCAGACAAUCACCUUGGCCCCAAUGCAGGGUGUUUCCUUGGGGCAGACCAGCAGCAGCAAUACCACCCUUACGCCCAUUGCCUCAGCUGCCUCCAUCCCUACCGGCACAGUCACUGUGAAUGCUGCUCAGCUCUCCUCCAUGCCUGGCCUCCAGACCAUUAACCUCAGUGCAUUGGGUGCUUCAGGAAUCCAGGUGCACCAGCUUCCAAGCCUGCCCUUGGCUAUAGCAAACGCCCCAGGUGAUCAUGGAGCUCAGCUUGGCCUCCAUGGAGCUGGUGGUGAUGGAAUACAUGAUGACACAGCAGGUGGAGAAGAAGGGGAAAACAGCCCAGAUCCCCAGCCCCAAGCUGGUCGGAGGACCCGGCGGGAAGCCUGCACCUGCCCCUACUGUAAAGACAGUGAAGGAAGGGGCUCUGGGGACCCUGGCAAAAAGAAACAGCACAUUUGCCACAUCCAAGGUUGUGGCAAAGUAUAUGGCAAGACUUCACACCUACGGGCACACUUGCGCUGGCAUACAGGCGAGAGGCCAUUCAUGUGUACCUGGUCAUACUGUGGGAAACGCUUUACACGUUCGGAUGAGCUACAGAGACACAAACGCACACAUACAGGUGAGAAGAAAUUUGCCUGCCCUGAGUGUCCCAAGCGCUUCAUGAGGAGUGACCACCUGUCAAAGCAUAUCAAGACCCACCAGAAUAAGAAGGGAGGCCCAGGUGUAUCCCUGAGUGUGGGCACUUUGCCCCUGGACAGUGGGGCAGGUUCAGAAGGCAGCGGCACUGCCACCCCUUCAGCCCUUAUUACCACCAAUAUGGUAGCCAUGGAGGCCAUCUGUCCGGAGGGUAUUGCCCGUCUUGCCAACAGUGGCAUCAACGUCAUGCAGGUGGCGGAUCUGCAGUCCAUUAAUAUCAGUGGCAAUGGCUUCUGAGAUCAGGCACCCGGGGCCAGAGACAUAUGGGCCAUACCCAUCAACCCUGGGAUGCAAGGUAGCAUGGGUCCAAGAGACAUGUGGGAGAGAGAGCCAUGAGGCAUUAAAAUGCAUGGUGGUGGGAAGAAUUGGGGGAGGGAUACAAGAGAAGAGAUGGGGUCUUGGCACCCACCUAUAUCAUCAGUACCUCCUUGAAGUGGGAAACAUUAGUGAAAAUUCUGUUGGUGCCACCCUUUGAUGAGCAUUUGUUUGACCCCAGUUUCUUAUACUUCUUACCCCAGCCUCCCCUUCCUGCGUUUCCCUUCUCAGCUUCCCCAUGAUGGAUCCCCCCUUUCCUAAAGCCAUCAUGCCUUGAUAAAUAUAUAUGAUCAUUGAAAUACUUUUUAACAAAAAACAGAUUCUAUAUUAUAUAUAUAUAAAUAUAUAUAUAUAUAUAAAAGAUAUAUAGAGAUGCAUUUGCAGGGGUUGGCUGGGAGGAGGAAGGAGACCAUUCUGUGACCAAAAUACCUUGGUCAUUUUUUUAUAUUGCCUUAUUUCCCUAUGGCUGAGCCUUGUUGUGACACAUCAAGCUUUUCUAUAGAUGUUGUCUUGGCUUCCCACCAGAUGAAGCAUUCAUAUGCUCUGCUUUUAGUUUAUAUAUACAUACAUAAUGUUUUUCCUUUCUUAAUUUUGUCUUUUUAUUUGGGAUCAGCUUCUUGCACUCCUUUCUUGACGCAACCUUUCUGUCUCCCUUUCUCUCACCUGAUCACUUCAUGUUUUGGUUUUGGUAAUGAUCCUUGGAUGAGGCACUUCUGUCAAUCUUUUAAGGUCCUUGGUCCCAGCAGCAGAAUGGAGAGCCUUGAAGCCCAGGCUGAUGCUUGAGGUAGCUGUGGAGAGAGUGUUCAAAAUACUACUGACGCAGGCACCGUCUUGGCGCUGGAGAGUCCAAGGCACCUCUCGUCAUUAGCUGCUUUAAGUAUCAAGAGUCUUUCUAUGGAAUUGUACAAGAGACCCUUUAAAGGUUAUAAUCUGGGAUCAGUUUAUAUAAACUGUCAAAAAGUGGUCAAGUAAUAGGUAGGGACUUUCAAUAGGAAAAUGAUGUGCCCAGAAGCGGAAGUGACUCAUAGUAGUCCAGUUCAGGAGUUAGUGGAGUAUUUGGACUUUUGUACAGUGUCUUCCAAAGUAGCUCUAAGCUUUGGUGUAUGGGUUUCUGAGGUCACAUUCUGCAAGGAAAUGCACUUCCUCUUUUGAACAUCCCUGGUAGUUUCUUUCUUAUGUUGUUAAGGAGCAUCAGCCAAUGAAUCUGUUCCCAGUUUCCAUUCUGCAGAACUCCAGAGCAUGUACUAGUGGCAAGGCAGUGGUUCCUUGAUCUUUUCCCUUAACUCUUCCUUGGGUGGUUCCUAAGGGAAAAGGAAGCACACGAUCAUGGGAAUGAUAGCCCAGAACAAAAAGAAAUCUUGUCUUACCACUGUGGUUUAUAGGAGAGAUCGGGAGAUGCCAUCCUGCUUUCUCCAUGGCCUGAUUCCUGAAGAGACUGAUCCAAAAAUUAUAGCGGCAGGGAACUCUUAGUGCAUUUGGCACUGAGAUUUAAAUGCAACCAGAGUUGUCCUCAAGGCCCAGCCAUUAAAACGUUGUCUCUCUUGACCUUCUGGUAUCUUGUCAGAGAGCUUUUCACUGUGAGGAAGUGUGGAAAUGGCUGUGUGUAUGUGUGUAAUCUGUUAGGUUGGGGAUAGGUUUUCUGUUAGCCUAUACUAAAAGAGACCUGCAAUAAAAAAUUGCCCUGAUCUGAUAGAAAAUGAAGUGUUUGUGUAUGACUGUGUGUGUAUGUGUGUUUGUGCCUGUAUAUAUCUACACACAAAUGAGAAAUUAUAUUUGAAAUUGUUGGAAAAUAAAUCAAAUUCAGCUCAAAAAUGCCUUUCAGGCCCAUUACCUAGAAAUCUAUCUUAAAACCUGGGUAUGUUCCUGAGGUCAUUUCUUUGCUUAUGCUAAAUUAGUUACAAUUAAUGAUGGGGGAUAUUCGACUGCACUUUUGAAGAAAAAACUAUUUUUGUGUUUGAAAGAGAAACCAACAUCCAGAUCUAUAGCAGAGUCCUAGUUUCUUUCAUAAAUCUUUUUACCUUGACUACAAAUAGAUGAUGCUAUGAUUCUACUAUAUAUUUUAUAUCAAAUCUAUCCAAAUUAGGGUCUGGGUAAUUUUGUGUUGUUGUUUAGCCAGAAAUACAAUAACUGUUGAUAUUCUAAACAGUAGUUCACUCCAUUUGGUCCUUCCUCUGCAGACUUCAUACACUCAGGAACUAUUGCGAGGAACUUUCCCCAAAUCAAAUUCUGUUAAUACUGAAGUAAAAGUCAUCCAUGCCCAGCCACUUAUCACACACCCUUUAUUCCCACUGAAAGGCAGAACUCAGAACCUGUUAUUUUAUGUCUGUAAUCAUGUACGUAGGCAUCUUUUGGAGGAAAGGGGCAGGAUAACUCACCAGAGUGUGUGGUAUUUUGCUAGAGCAUUUCAAGAAAUGGAAUCUUCCCCGCUAUGAAAUUAUUUGAUAUAAACUAGCUUAAUGAUGCUGAGGACUACAAGUGUUUAGAAGGUUAUUUGAUGAUGAUUUUCUCUGGGAUGAAAUGCUGGUUUACCCUCAAGCCCCUUCAUGAGCAUUGUUAAAAGUGAAUUCCUAGUCCGUUCCCUCCACUUGCCCUCUUUUUGCCAAGGAAGCUCCAAAUGCAGUAUCUUGUUUGGCGCCCAGACUGAAGCAGCUUCCGCUCCUGUCUUCCAGCAGCAGUACGCCGCUCAGUGUUUUCCAUAGGGAGUUUAGGAGCCAGCAGUGCUUGAGUCAUGAGCUCGUUACUGAAAAUCCCUCUCCCUGAACAUUUUGGCCAGCAGAAAUUAAUAUAACUGACAGGCUUAUUGAUUCUAAAAUUUUUUUCAUGAGUUGCUUUUUUUAUUUAAAAUUUUUAAAUGACCAAACCUGUGGGGCAGGGGAUGCCCAGAGCAGUGGUGAUAUUAAAGCACCCAUUCCCUUGUCCCUUCAGGUUGCCCAUUCACAUUCAUCUGUGUACCAUUUGACUGUCUCUUUUAUAACCCAGGGCAGUAACAACCCACACCCAUCUUCCUUCAGGGACCUCCCAGCUAGCACCCUGUUUGUGGGUGCUAUGCAGAAUGCCAUUUAAUGGGUAUUUCUCAGCCUGAUUCAGAAUAAAUAGAACCCUUGAUCCCAGAAAGUAUAGACUGAAGUGUGGGGUAAAGAUUAUGAUUUGGGGAGGGUUAGAGACAAAAGCUGUAAAUUACUAUGGCUGAUUGAUUUAUUUCUACUAUAUACAUAUAUAUAUAUAUAUUUUUUGCUUUUGUAUAUCCUAUAUAGGAAACUAAGCAUUGUAUUUUUUUAACAAAUCUGAGAAAGCACUAUGAACUGCAGAUGUUUGACUUUCAGAAUAUAUUUUGUAUUGUUAAUAUCUUCACAUUGUGUGAAUACUGGAAGCUGCAGAUCUUUGCUAGGACGCAAUAAAUUUAUAUACUUUUUGAGGGGUUCUUCGGGGGGUGUUAA
This is a messenger RNA of Odobenus rosmarus divergens (Pacific walrus), 5974 nucleotides long. It is a transcript of the gene SP1, whose product is annotated as Sp1 transcription factor. Gene Ontology annotation, molecular function: DNA-binding transcription factor activity, RNA polymerase II-specific; RNA polymerase II cis-regulatory region sequence-specific DNA binding. Lineage: Eukaryota; Metazoa; Chordata; Mammalia; Carnivora; Odobenidae. The coding region runs from base 99 to 2459 and encodes 786 amino acids. The record is from RefSeq and is a predicted model, not a curated record. Gene Ontology annotation, biological process: regulation of transcription by RNA polymerase II. The transcript has 6 exons.